AUGGUGUCCCGAACCCGAAGGUUCGAGCCGAUCGAGCAGUGCGACACCGAGGGGCGGUCGGGCCAGACGGUCGCCGCCGACCUCGACGGCACGCUGCUCCUGUCCCGCAGCGCGUUCCCGUACUACCUCCUCGUGGCGCUGGAGGCCGGCAGCCUCCUCCGCGCCCUGGCGCUCCUCGUGUCCGUGCCCUUGGUGUACCUCACCUACGUCGCCGUGUCCGAGACCCUGGCCGUGCGCGUGUUCCUCUACGUCGCCGUGGCGGGGCUCGAGGCGAGCGACAUCGAGGUCGUCGCCCGGACCGUGCUCCCCAGGUUCUACGCCGGCGACGUCCACCCGGAGGGCUGGCGCGUCUUCCGCUCGUUCGGGAGGCGGUGCGUCGUCACCGCCAGCCCGCGGGUGUUGGUGGAGCCGUUUGCCAGGGCGUUCCUUGGCGCGGACGUGGUCAUCGGGACGGAGAUGGAGGUGGGCGAGUCCGGGAAGGCCACGGGGUUCGUCGCCGGGCCCGGGGUGCUCGUCGGCGAGCACAAGAGGCGGGCGGUGGUCAGGGAGUUCGGGGACGCGCUGCCGGACGUCGGCAUGGGGGAUCGCGAGAGCGACUUCGACUUCAUGUCCAUCUGCAAGGAAGCGUACAUCGUAACACGACAGAAGUACCGCGCGCUGCCCCGGGAGCAGCUUCAGAGCCGGGUCAUCCUCCACGACGGCCGCCUGGCCCGGCGACCGACGGCGACCAACACGCUUCUCACUUUCCUGUGGAUGCCGCUCGGCUUCGCGCUCGCGCUGAUGCGCGUGCAUCUCCACCUGCUCCUCCCGGUGCGCGCCCUCUCCUACGCCUAUAAGCUUAUGGGCGUCAAGCUGGUGGUGCGCGGCAACCGGCCGCCGCCGUCCAAGAAGGGCGGCCGGCCGGGGCUGCUCUUCGUGUGCAACCACCUCACCACGCUCGACCCUGUCGCGGUGGCCGUCGCGCUGGGCCGCAAGGUGAGAUGGGUCACGGACGGCGCCUCCAGCAGGUUCUCGGAGCCCGGGUCGCCUGUCAUGACAGGCGUGGCGCUGCCCGUGCCCAGCCGCGAGAGCGACGACGCGGGCGCCGCUGCCCGCAUCCGGCGGCUGCUCGAGGAGGGAGACGACGUCAUCAUCUUCCCCGAGGGCACCAUCUGCUGCGAGCCGUUCCUGCUGCGGUUCGGCGCGCUCUUCACUGAGGUCACCGAUCGCAUCGUGCCCGUGGCCAUCGACGCUAGGGAGGGCAUGUUCCACGGGUCCACGGCGCGCGGGCUCACGAGAAUGGAUCCCUACUUCUUUUUCAUGAACCCACGGCCGACGUACGAGGUCACGUUCCUGAAUCAGCUUCCAAGGGAGCUCACCUGCGGCGGCGGGAGGUCGCCGGUCGAGGUGGCCAACUACGUCCAGGAGGUCCUGGCGGCGCAGCUUAGAUAA
Molecule: messenger RNA, 1431 nt
Organism: Miscanthus lutarioriparius
Lineage: Eukaryota; Viridiplantae; Streptophyta; Magnoliopsida; Poales; Poaceae
Source: the annotation of a GenBank genome assembly